UUACCAUUUGGUACUUGCAAGGCAGUUGAUAUGUAGAGUUCUAAAAUUCAGGUGGUGGAAAUUCUUGCCCGUAAUUUGGAAAGUGAAUCAAGUUUACGCAGAAGGGUUGACUUGUUUUUCCUCGUGGAUUCUAUUACUCAGUGCUCUCGUGGCUUGAAAGGUGAUGUUGGUGAUAUAUAUCCUUCAGCAAUCCAAGCAGUGCUGCCACGUUUAUUGUUGGCUGCUGUUCCUCCUGGAAAUAAUUCACAAGAAAAUCGUAGGCAGUGCUUGAAGGUUUUGAAGCUCUGGUUGGAAAGAAGGAUCCUUCCGGAUUCCAUUAUUCGUCAUCAUAUUCGAGAGCUCGAAUCUGUCACUGGUUCAUCUUCUUCUGGUGCUUUUGCUCGGCGCCCCAUGAGAACAGAAAGGGCUUUUGAUGAUCCUAUUAGGGAAAUGGAGGGUAUGCUUGUCGAUGAAUAUGGAAGCAAUUCAAGUUUUCAGCUUCCCGGUUUUUGUAUGGGGCCUAUGCUCAAGCAUGAAGAUGAAGGAAGCGAUUCUGAUGGUGGGAGUUUUGAGGCUGUUACUCCUGAACAUAAUUCUGAAACCCCUAAAAAACAGGAAAUAAUCCCAGUAACUGCAACAACUGGAAAACAUAGACAUAUCUUGGAAGAUGUUGAUGGUGAGCUUGAAAUGGAGGAUGUAUCUCCCACUUGUGAAGUUAAUGUGAAUUCCACCUGUAAUGGUGGCAUCGAUACCGCACAGACUAUGCAUCCUCGGUUUGAAAGACAUUUCCCACUUUCCUUUGCCCCACCCUUACCUCAGGACGUGCCACCAUCAUCUCCUCCUCUGCCAACAUCUCCACCACCAUUACCACAAACCGUUCCGCCUCCACCACCUCCUCCUCCUCCUCCGCCUCCGCCUCCACCUCCACCGCCACGUCUUAUGCCUGAUCCUAUUUCGAAUGAUCUUGAUUCGAAGCUCUACGUGGGUACACAUAAUAUCAAAGAAAAUUUGCACCAGCCUAUUAUUCAGCAGCCUGUUGCACCAAGAAUAAACUCAGUAACCUCAGAUGCAGUGUGUUAUCAGGCUCCUGAAUCCCGAGAUGUUAAGAUACAAACGCAGACACCAGAUUCUGCUUCUUUCAACAGUGUUCCUGUGUCCCAUCCACUAAUUCGACCUGUGAAUAGUGCUCAACAGACAGAUGGUGCCACCUUCCACAAUAGGGCCUAUCAUUUGCGUCCUCCUCAACCUGCAUCAUCAAAUCAGUUCUCUUAUGUUCAGGCUGAUCAACGAGUGCAGUCACUGAGGGAGGUGCCUCCCCCUUUGUACCCUAACAGGCCCCAUUUUGUGCAGAGCACGGAUGGUGGAAAUUAUUAUAAUACUGACCACGAUAGAAUGAAGAUGGUCCCACACGAGUUUAGGGAGAGCUGGCAGUUUUCUGGGCCCCCAUUUUCUGAUACAUACUAUCCUCCUGAUCAUGUGAGAGGGUCAUAUCCACCUGCUCCAUAUGCUGGCCCACUGUGUGAACCACCAUUACCAAACCAUGGGUGGGGUUACCCUCCCCGGGCCAUGAACCAUAGAGAACUUGCGCCUCAUAGACCGCCAUCUGAAGGUCCAAUCCCAGUGCCCAUCAGAGCUCCCAACUUUUGGGGACCAAGAUAAAACCGUCAUUAUGGAGCUAGCAGUGCUGGUAUAACCCAUUUUUUAUCUGGGUCCUGCGGCUUGUUCAAAAGUUUGAGAUAAUAUUCAGGUCCAGCUGUUCUUAAAAUUUUGAGGUACAAUCUUCAGAAAGGGUGCAACACCAGUUCCUGAUUGUAUAUAUGCUAAUGUGGAUGGUAAGACAGACGACUCUCUCAGAGAAUGGAGAAAGAUGUGACCACCGAUCUCUAGGCUGUCAACUUUCAUGUAUCAAUUAAUCCCCUCUUUUUCUUUUCUUCUUUUUUAAAUUUCAAGAAAUUAAUCUAGUUUUUUUUUUUAAAGCCCUUUAUAGGAUGUUAUUAUCAUUUUUUUGGGGCUAUUUGUUACGGGUUUUUUUAACUGUCUUGUUGGCAUUUGUAGGGCCCUUAAAUGCUGUAAAAAGUUUCUCAUUUUUGUUUUUGUACAUUUGGAGGAGUAUUUAGCCUGAGCCCUCUACAAAUUGGUAAUUUCAUGGAAGUGUGUGGUAAACAAAGUUCUCUUAAUUCAAAUAAAAAACCUUGUCUAUGUUGGCUAGUUAUGUUUCAA
Molecule: messenger RNA, 2199 nt
Organism: Camellia sinensis
Lineage: Eukaryota; Viridiplantae; Streptophyta; Magnoliopsida; Ericales; Theaceae
Source: RefSeq, a predicted model, not a curated record